This is a messenger RNA of Brienomyrus brachyistius, 8717 nucleotides long. Its product is annotated as intersectin-1-like. NCBI's taxonomy places the organism in Eukaryota, Metazoa, Chordata, Actinopteri, Osteoglossiformes, Mormyridae. Gene Ontology annotation, biological process: positive regulation of Rho protein signal transduction; intracellular signal transduction; clathrin-dependent synaptic vesicle endocytosis. The coding region runs from base 522 to 5705 and encodes 1727 amino acids. Gene Ontology annotation, molecular function: calcium ion binding; molecular adaptor activity; guanyl-nucleotide exchange factor activity. The record is from RefSeq and is a predicted model, not a curated record. The transcript has 41 exons. Gene Ontology annotation, cellular component: intracellular vesicle; plasma membrane; cytoplasm.
GGUGAUGGCACUGUUUGAUUGAGUAUAAACCGAUCUUAGAUCAGAUAAGAGGCUCGAAACGAAACAGCGCUAACAUGGCUCUCGGAAGGCGUGACUUAAGGGGCGUUCGUACGGCAGCUGCGUAGCAGUAAGAAGGUUCAAUGAGAAAAACGGAUCCAUCCGAGGAAGGGACGAGAUCGCCCGGACGUCUCCUCGACUUUCCUCCGGCGUUCGGCUUUUGCUAAGAUAACGGGCAGGAUCAUUCACCGUGGCCGGCUGACAAUGAGGAGCUGUGCCCUCCGGCUUGGGCCUGUCAUGUCUUCACCAUGACUCAGAAUGCUGCAGCGGGAGGACUUCCUUCAGUGUCGUCCCGUCCUGAUGUCGGCUGCCCCUGUCUGUUGCGUAACAUCCCAACUCCAGCGAGAAGCUGAGGACGUGGUCGUGGUGAUCAGCUGCCAGAAGAACCUUGCGUGGGGAGAGGGAGUCGCCGAAAUGGCGGAGAGCAGGAGCGUCCCGCCCAGUGCCAGCUGACUGACCGGACCAUGGCUCAGUACCCACCUGCCUUUGGCGGGGGCCUGGAUGCCUGGGUCAUCUCUGUGGAUGAACGGGCCAAGCAUGACCAGCAGUUCCACAGCCUGGCCCCCACAUUGGCGGGCUUCAUCACAGGUGACCAAGCUCGGAAUUUCUUCCUUCAGUCCGGCCUUCCUGCUCCUAUCCUGGCACAGAUAUGGGCCCUGGCUGACCUGAACAACGACGGGAAGAUGGACAUCCAUGAGUUCUCCAUAGCCAUGAAGCUGAUCAAGCUGAAACUGCAGGGUCACCCGCUGCCCCUGACGUUGCCCCCCACCAUGAAGCAGCCACCUCUCUCCAUCCCACCGGCCUCGCCUUUCGGCAUGGUGGGUAUGGCUGGAAUACCAGCCCUCCCAGGUGCACCCCCAUUGCCGGGGGUAGGCAUUUCGCCUCCUCUCGUGUCAUCUGUGUCUCCCUCCUUUCCCCCCGUGGCCAACGGGGCUCCGGCCAUCAUCCAAGCUGUGCCGGCAUUCACACAUCCAGCUACGGGUCUAAACAAAAGCUCCUCUUUCAACCGCCCCGGUGCCAAGAUACAGAAAGGACAGUCCUUCGAAUCGUCCAACACCCCAGCGGGCCUCUCCGUCGAAUGGGCGGUCCCACAGUCCUCAAGACUAAAGUAUCGGCAGCUCUUCAACAGCCAGGACAAAAUGAUGAGCGGCCAUCUGACAGGACCUCAAGCAAGGACCAUUCUGAUGCAGUCAAGUCUGCCACAAGCACAGCUUGCUUCGAUCUGGAACCUGUCUGACAUCGACCAGGACGGUAAGCUGACAGCAGAGGAGUUCAUCCUCGCCAUGCACCUCAUCGACAUGGCCAUGUCCGGCCUGCCACUCCCCCCGGUCCUGCCACCAGAAUUCAUACCCCCAACUUUCAGGAGAGUUCGGUCAGGUAGUGGGAUCUCUUUGUCCAGCCUGCAUUCAGUUGACCAGCUGCUAGCUGAGGAACAAGACGACGAGGAACAGCAGAAUUUGGAGAAGAAAAUACCAGUCACGUUCGAGGACAAGAAGAGGGAGAACUUCGAGAGGGGCAACCUAGAGCUGGAGAAGCGCCGACAGGCCCUGCUGGAACAGCAGCGUAAGGAGCAGGAGAGGCUAGCAGCCCUGGAGCGCCUGGAACAGGAAAAGAAGGAGCGGGAGCGUCUGGAUCAGGAGCGUAGGAGGCAGCAGGAGCUGGAGAAGCAGCUGGAGAAGCAGAGGGAGCUGGAGAGGCAACGGGAGGAGGAGAGACGCAAGGAGAUCGAGAGGAGGGAGGCCGCCAAGCGGGAGCUGGAGCGCCAGCGGCAACUGGAGUGGGAGAGGAACCGCAGGCAGGAGCUGUUGACCCAGCGCAACCGCGAGCAGGAGCACAUGGUGAUGCUGAAGGCCAGGAAGAAGACCCUAGAGUUCGAGCUGGAGACCCUGAAUGAGAAGAAGCAGCAGCUGGAGGGGAAGCUGCAGGACAUCCGCUUCCGCCUGUCGGCCCAGCGACACGAGAUCGAGAGCACGAAGAAGACCCGCGAGCUGCGCAUCGCCGAGAUCACCCACCUGCAACUCCAGCUCCAGGAGUCCCAGCAGUGGCUUGGCCGCCUGAUCCCCGAGAAGCAGUGUCUCAGCGACAGGCUGAAGCGCAUUCAGCAGAGCGGUGCCCCCAGAGACUCCCUGACGAGUCUGCAGAAAGCUCUGGAGCUGAAGCAAGCCACCCGGCGCCACCUCCGGGACCAGAUGGACGCGCUGGAGAAGGAGACCAGGUCCAAACUGCUAGAGAUCGAGGCCUUCAACACCCAGCUCAGGGAGCUGAGGGAGAUCCACAUCAUGCAGCAAAAACAGAAACAGAAAGAGCUAAGUGGGGACGUCCAUAAGGUCACAGGUCAGGAGGGCAUGGCGCCGGACUUCCAGGAGAGCAGGCUGAACCCGCUGCAGGACGGGGUGGUGUGCUCGUGGCGGGAUAAUGGCAAAGAGGGCCCCCCCACGCUACCCCUGCAGCCGUGGGCGAAGGUGGUGUCCGAGGAAUACAGCCAGAGCAAAAUCGACAUGCACGAGAAGCUGAGCAAGAUGUUCUCUCAGCACCCGGACCCAGGGAAGCUGCCUGGCCAAUCUCCGUGGCCCAUGGCUGAGAAGGUGCCCGUCACAGGCUUCAACCAGGACAAAGUGAAGGUGGUCUUCUACAGAGCUCUGUAUCCGUUUGAGGCUCGCAGCCACGACGAGAUCACCAUCCAGCCUGGGGAUAUUGUCAUGGUCAAAGGGGAGUGGGUGGACGAAUCCCAGACAGGCGAGCCAGGCUGGCUGGGUGGGGAGCUGAAAGGCAACACCGGCUGGUUCCCUGCCAAUUACGCAGAGAAGAUCCCAGAGACGGAGGUGCCCGCCAGCAUCCGUGCAGGGGCGGGCUUAGGGCCACUGCCCAGCCUCACUGCCUUUGCCACCCCCACCACCUCUGGCCCCACCCCCACACCAGCACAAGCCCCGCCCACCGAGAUCAUGGCCGCUUCCCCUGCAGUCGUAACUUCCACCGCCUUGCCUGCCCCUGCAUCUUCAUUGUCCUCGUCUGGCAACUGGGCUGAUUUCAGUAGCACAUGGCCGUCCAAUGCUUCGGAGAAGUCGGAGGCGGAUGCCUGGGACCCUUGGCCCACGCAGCCUGCCCUGUCGGUCCCCAGCGCCGGGCAGCGGCGUCAGCGAUCCGCCUUCACCCCUGCUGCCCUCACAGGGUCGUCGCCAUCACCGGUGCUGGGCCAGGGGGAGAAGGUGGAGGGUCUCCAGGCUCAGGCCCUGUAUCCGUGGAGAGCAAAGAAGGACAACCACCUGAACUUCAACAAGAGCGACGUGAUCACUGUGCUGGAGCAGCAGGACAUGUGGUGGUUUGGGGAAGUACAGGGCCAGCGGGGCUGGUUCCCCAAGUCCUAUGUGAAGCUCAUCUCAGGGCCUCAGCGUCAGUCUGUUAGCAUCGAUUCAGGUUCAUCAGAAAGCCCCCCCAAUGUGAAGCGGCCCAACCCCUCACCCAGCAGCAAGCCCCUCGAGGGUGGUGAAGAAUACACAGCGAUGUACACCUACGAGAGCAGCGAGCAGGGGGACCUGACCUUCCAGCAGGGAGAUGUGAUCAUCGUCCUGAAGAAGGAGGGAGACUGGUGGACUGGGACGGUGGGGGACAAGACCGGAGUCUUCCCGUCCAACUACGUCAAACCCAAGGACUCUGAACAGGGGCCGGGCCCAGCCGGGAAAAGCAGCAAUCUGGGAAAGAAGCCAGAAAUCGCCCAGGUGAUCGCCCCCUAUGCAGCCACGGGCCCGGAGCAGCUGACUUUGGCCCCUGGACAGCUCAUCCUCAUCAGGAAAAAAAACCCCGGAGGCUGGUGGGAAGGGGAGCUGCAGGCGCGGGGAAAGAAGCGUCAGAUUGGCUGGUUCCCGGCCAAUUACGUGAAGCUAUUGAGCCCGGGGACUAGUAAAACCACACCCACAGAGCCCACACCCCCCAAACCCAAGGGGCCGAUUGCAGUGUGCCAGGUGAUCGGCAUGUAUGACUACAUCGCACAGAACGACGACGAGCUCCCCUUUGCCAAGGGUCAGAUAAUCAAUGUGCUGAGCAAGGACGACCCUGACUGGUGGAAGGGCGAGCUGAAUGGUACUCUGGGCCUCUUCCCCUCAAACUACGUCAAGCUCACCACCGACACGGACCCCAGCCAGCAAUGGUGUGCUGACCUACAUCUCCUGGACAUGCUGACCCCCAUGGAGAGGAAGAGACAGGGCUACACCCAUGAGCUCAUCGUCACUGAGGAAAACUAUGUCAGCGACCUGCAGCUGGUCACAGAGGUCUUCCAGAAGCCGCUUCUGGAGUCCGAGCUGCUGACUGAGAAGGAAGUAGCCAUGAUCUUCGUUAACUGGAAGGAGCUAAUUAUGUGCAACGUCAAGUUGCUGAAGGCCCUGCGGGUGCGUAAGAAGAUGUCAGGCGAACGCAUGCCGGUGAAGAUGAUCGGUGACAUCCUCACCUCGCAGCUACCCCACAUGCAGCCCUAUAUCCGUUUCUGUAGCUGCCAGCUCAACGGCGCCGCCAUCAUCCAGCAGAAGACUGAUGAGGUGCCCGAAUUUAAGGACUUUGUCAAGCGGCUGGCCAUGGACCCACGUUGCAAGGGCAUGCCUCUGUCCAGCUUCCUGCUGAAGCCCAUGCAGAGGGUCACCCGCUACCCCCUCAUCAUCAAAAAUAUCCUGGAGAAUACUCCGGAGAACCACCCAGACCACAGUCACCUGAAGCAGGCUUUGGAGAAGGCUGAAGAGCUCUGCUCCCAGGUGAACGAGGGGGUGCGGGAGAAGGAGAACUCAGACCGCCUGGAGUGGAUCCAGGGACACGUUCAGUGUGAGGGGCUGUCUGAGCAACUGGUGUUCAAUUCUGUGACCAACUGCCUGGGCCCUCGGAAGUUCCUCCACAGCGGAAAGCUCUACAAGUCAAAGAGCAACAAGGAGCUCUACGGCUUCUUAUUCAAUGACUUCCUGCUGCUCACGCAGAUCAUCAAACCCCUCGGCUCCUCCGGUUCAGACAAAGUCUUCAGCCCCAAGUCGCAUCUUCAGUACAGGAUGUACAAGACCCCUAUCUUCCUGAAUGAGGUACUGGUGAAGUUACCCACAGACCCCUCUGGAGACGAGCCCAUAUUUCACAUCUCCCACAUUGACAGGGUCUACACGCUCAGGGCAGAGAGCAUCAAUGAGAGGACUGCUUGGGUGCAGAAAAUCAAAGCUGCUUCAGAGCUUUACAUUGAGACGGACAAGAAGAAAAGAGAGAAGGCGUAUCUUGUGCGAUCUCAGAGGGCGACUGGCAUUGGAAGGCUGAUGGUCAACAUAGUGGAAGGCAUUGAGCUAAAACCCUGUCGUUCCCAUGGGAAGAGUAACCCAUACUGCGAAGUGACGAUGGGCUCCCAGUGCCACAUCACCAAGACGCUGCAGGACACACUGAACCCCAAAUGGAACUCGAACUGUCAGUUCUUCAUCAAAGACCUGGAGCAGGAUGUGUUGUGUGUGACUGUCUUCGAGAGGGACCAGUUCUCCCCUGAUGACUUCCUGGGCAGGACAGAGAUACGGCUGGCAGACAUUAAGAAGGACCAGGGUUUGAAGGGUCCAAUCACCAAGCGACUGCUGUUGCACGAAGUCCCGACGGGCGAGAUCGUAGUGCGUCUGGACCUGCAGCUCUUUGAUGAGCCGUAGUUAACCACUCCCCCCCCACCCCCUAAAUAAUGCAGCUUGCAGGUCUGGAGUGCAGGAUGCUGUGUCCACCCAAGAUGUUUGUGUGUUUGCGUGUUUUUUCUAAGAGCAUUUGGUUCUUUGUGUUUUCACAUGAUACUUUUAUCAUUAUUUUAAUAUUACUGUCAUUUUUACAUUGACAUAACAGAAGGAUCACAUGGGAAGGAUUCUGUGAACUCUUUCAUUAUGUGAAGGAAUUUUUGAAGUGUUCUUAAUUUUCUUGAUCAGGUGUACAGUUCUUUUCUGCCAACUGUCCCAAACACUAAAAAAUGUUUGAGUCUAUUAUUGACAUGAAAAAUAUUUAUUUAAAAAGUAUAUGAGUGAUUGAAAAUUUUGAUUUUCUGACAUUGCCCACCAAUGGAUGUAUAAGGUCACAUGAAACAUUUAUAUUUAUUUGAAUAUCACCCUCAAGUUUGGAAGCCUGUGCGCCAUGUGGAAUUAGGGUAGGGUAGGUUCUGUGUUUUGAGUCUUCAGUAGAGCACACUCGAUAAGAAACGUAAAACUUCAUUCGAUUUGUGCAUGGCUGUAGGGGAAGAAAAGAGCCUCAAGUGUCGGACUUUUUUAAAUUAUUGGGGAAAACGUGUCACCCUUAACUUUCUUUGAAGAGUUUCAGAAUGUUUUUGUAUUGUAGUGUGUAUGUCCAAUGUACAGAGUGGUUGAACAGACUAGCCUAUGGUAUGAACAAUGGUCACAUUAUUUCAGAAUGGAUCAAUAUAUUUACUUGAGUACUGAGUACUGAAGUCAUUAUUUUUACAUAAUGAUCAGUGCAGGUGCGUCAGACAUGGUACAACGAUACAAUACAUAACAAGCAAUUGCUUUGCAUAAGUGAGAUUCAGAUACUUUGGGAGUGAUGCUGGUUUGAGAAUGUGGUUUAUAUGUCAUGUCACUGGAUGGAUAUACACGGUAGACUGGUUUUUGUUUUAGCUCUAUGUAAUCCAAAAAGCUAGACAUGUUGUGCUUUGUUGAAGACUUGUUUUCGAAGCUGAUGUUUAUAUAUGUAUAUUGCGUUUACCAUAUAUGGACUGCACUGUAGAAUAAAUAAUCUGAGUUUCUACAAAAAAAAGAGUUUGGAAAAGAGAUGUGAUCAUUGGUGGUAUUGAUUUUAGGAGUUAUUCCCGAAUCGGUACCUUCUUUCAAAUGCAUUUAUACAUUUGCAUUAUAAAAAUAUAUUGUAUAUAUUUUGUAGUUUUACCUUUGUUUCUACAAAUUACGAUAUACAGUAAUUUACAGUGUGAUGUGACUGAUAUGUACCAGAGAGUUUACAUCACACACAAUAUUUUUUUGGAAAAGUUCAGUUUAGGAUGCGUCCUGAAAACGUCCUAUUUUGACUGCACUGUAAGUAACUGUGGAAUAUAGAUUUUUUUUUUUUUUUGUCGUCUUUUAAUUUAUCUAAGAACUUUGAGUUUAAAUCAGAUCUUGCCUUGACUGAUUUUAGCAGUACCCAUAUCAGAAGUUGUAAAUGUUUACUUGGGGGGGAAGGGGGGGAGCAUUUUUCAUUUUUGUAUUUAACGGAUUUUUUUUUUUGUCAAGUUAAAAUUUUACAGCACGUGGCUUUUGGUGAGGACUUUGUUUGUCUGAGAAACAAACUUUCAUACAAUCAAAAAGAAUAAAGGGAACAGAAGCUUUGGGGAGAAUGGCACCUCACCCUGCCUAAUACGGCACCUCACCCUGCCUAAUACGGUACCCCACCCUGCCUAAUACGGCACCUCACCCUGCCUAAUACGGCACCUCACCCUGCCUAAUACGGUACCCAUACAGUGCGUCUUUGUCCUGUUUUGCAUUUUUAUUUAUUCGUUUCGCACUCUAUUAUUACUGUCUCCAUCCCUAAAAGUUGUUCCGUUAAACUACAUGCAGAGUGUAAAAUUCUAGGGCCUAUGUUUGCCUAUGCCUUUAGUGGCUUGGUAAAGGAGGACACUGUAGCAACCUAUACUACUGUAACCAAACCAUUAUAUAAAAAAUAAGUAUUAAAUGGACUUGUCCACACUGAGGCCUGCUAACUCCCUGGUCUUGUAUUUCGGUUGAGUUGGCAAUGUCAUCUGUAUCACUUUACAAAUACUGUUUGCAUUCAAUUAUUUCUGCUCUAUUUUUUUACACCGCGACAAAGGCAUCGUGUCUCCAAGACCUACGCUGUCACAGAAAGACUUAAUGUUGCUUUGUUCCAAGUAUGGACAGACUGGCACAGUAGCUCAUUUUCCUUUUCAAUUAACUUCCAUGAGUGAAAAUGUGUAUUAUGUGGCAAGGAGACAUUUGAUCGACUGUGUUGCCCAGUCACAGCCCUGCAGUCCUGGGAAGCUGAGGUGACUGAGUUGGCUGUUGUCAGGCUUGGUUUAGGUACGGCUCUUCCAGACCUUGGUCACUGCUCAUUCCUCUUAGGCUCUGUGUAUAGGAUGAAGUCACCAUUCCAGAGUGCCAUCCAUUAUGAAGGAGGGACUUUUCUCUCAUGAAUAAAGAACCAGUCGUAACCCAUGUCUACAGAUAAUUACUCUUGCAAACAAGGCCUAAGAAGUGUAACAUGGAACCAUCAUAUGUGGAAAUGUUAGAACGCAUCUUUAAUAUUUAAAUUACAGAUAGUCAACCCAUGUCCAUUUGAAAUGAAACAGUUUACAGGUGAAAACUGUAUGAUUUUGUUGGGGUGUAUUUGUAUAUUUAUAGGUAUGUAGACACUUCUUUUAAAGAGUACACCAUAUGCAAUGCCCCAAAUUGGUCUAAAUAAACAUCUGGUAACAAUGUUCUCAGAUUGCCAGAAUUACUAGAAACAUCUUUAGCCCUGUCAAAAUCAUGGGUUCUUUUUAAACAUUUGUAUUCCGUGCAAUUUAGGUCAUUUCUUGGUGCAUUUCAUCAUUUUUCCCUUGUCCCCAUAUUGAGUGUCUUUGGACGUGAUUUAUAUACUGUGUCAGAUCCAUUGUACGAAAGAUUUUCAGUGCUGUAACCUAUAGAACUACAGUGUACAAUCUCAUUAAAUCAAGUAAUUUCUAA